AUGGAUGUAUCCAACGGAGAAAUGCGAAUAUAUGUAAACGAUGUAUUACAGCCAGUUACAUAUCCAAUUUCAGAGAUGAGUGGAUAUUUUUAUCUUGAACAAGAAAGUUCAUAUUCAAUUAUAGCGACAUCUCUUUGUGAAGAACAACGAGCAUAUUUUCCACUGAUGGACUUAAAUAUUAUCGGAAGUGCCGAAUAUUAUUACGUUGAUGACUCAGUCGUCAUAUUCUUUGAACCAGAAGAUGACGACAAAGAUUUAAAUUCAACAAAUCACUCAAUAAUUCAGCGAGAACCUCUUCGAUAUAUACCAAAUCGUUCAAAUUUACGAUAUUUCGAAAUUACUAAAAGAGCAUCAUCAUUUUCAUCAGAAUCAGACGAACAAAGUGACAAAUAUCUAAUAAUCCGAUUACUGACAAAAUUUGUUGAAAAUUCAGAAUGGUGUAAUCAUCUUGAUAUUAAUUUCGAAGGUAAGAUCACACUAUUCAACAAACACACUAUAAAUAUUAAAAUUCCACCAUUUGUAGUUGGUUGUACCAUUGGAUUUGGUAUCCAAGACAACGGAUUUUUUUAUUACACACAAAACGGCCAUUUAUUAGGCCAAGCUUUCCUAGAUUGCGAUUUUAAGACAGACUUAUAUUUCCAGAUGAUCUGUUCAUCUUAUAACGAACAAUAUUUUCUCAAUUUCGGACAAUUUCCUUUUUGUUACGACAAACUUAAACCAGACAAAACAUGGAGCUGCUGGACACCUAGCAGAAGCAUUGUUAGUCUCCAAGGACCUCAUCACUGGUACCGCCACAUCUUAGGUUUGUUAUCAAAAUACAAAGGAGUUUUCAUGUCCGAAAAACCAUUGAAAAUCUUCGAAAUUGUUUCAUGGGGAAACCACAUUUCAGAAAGUGCCGGUUUCGGUCAUCCUAGUAAUCCAGAAGUCUGCAACAUCAAAUUCCUCGAUCAUGGCAUUGUUGAAAACAAAACAAUUCUUCAGUUCACGAAAAACGAAAGUUAUAUGAAUUACAAAAUUAUCACAGAUUCAAUUUGUGAGAAAAGUCAAGAAUUUAAUUCAAACCGGAUAUUGUAUCCAACAGUUAUCACGAAGAACUCGAAAUAUUUCAUUAAUUUUGAUUUUUAUCCAUUUGCGAGUUCAAAUAGUUGUUUACCGUUAUUAAACGGAAGUUACAAACUUCCUAAUGGCAACAUUGUAUGUAUGGAUGAUAACAAAUCCGAAAUCCACAAUCUUUAUGAAGAUGAUGAAGUUGAAUCCCGCGAUUUACUAUUUUCAGGAAAAUUUGUUGGUAUUUUUCAAGGAAAAUUGUAUUUCAAAGUCAAACAUGAUACAUUAGUUGCAUAUGAAUAUACAGAUCCUUAUGAUGUCCUCAGUACUUUGAGAAUUGUUUAUCGAAAAGAAAAGUUUAAUUUAAUUUCACCAUUUCUUAUCCAAAAUGGUUAUUUUCUUGGUCAUAUUCCAACACCUAAUGAAAAAUUCAUAUGUUCAGUAUUUGAAGAUACAUUUUUAAUUGUUUGUGGAUAUCAUGAUGGUUGUGAAAUCUACAGAACAUUGACAAGUUAUUUUUCAAAUGAUUCAUUGAUUUAUUUUGAUAAUCAAAGUCACAACUUCAAAACAUGUCAUGAUCUUCUUUUCAAAGUCAAAUCAAUCAAAUUCUUGAGAUAUUCCAAACAUUGUUUUCAAAUCAAAUAUGAUGACAAAACUAAGUUUGUUACUAAAUUUGAUGAUUCUGAAUCACCCGAAUUUUUUGUUUAUGAGAUCGGGAAAGUCAUUGUUCCUAAAACUAUUGUUUUGUUGUUUAAACCACAACAACAUCUAUAUCCUUCAUAUUAUGAAGGCCAUCAGUAUGAUUUUGCAUGUUCCCUCAUUGAUUUUUUCGAAGGUGAUGGCGUUUGCAAAGGACCAGUUUUGAUCUUUGAACAUCAAAAAUUUUUAUGUCUCUCAGCAAAGAAAAGAUAUCAAUCAUUGAAUCACGACGAUCAAUCAACAACAGAAGAAUUCUCAUUUGAUGAAUUGAAUCAACCAAGAAAUAAUUCUAUUUCUUCACAAAUGAUUGAAGAUUUAAUGAACAAAGAAACUAUAGAAUUCAAUAUUUUUGAUGAAUAA
This is a messenger RNA of Trichomonas vaginalis G3, 2106 nucleotides long. RefSeq lists its product as uncharacterized. The record is from RefSeq and is a predicted model, not a curated record. The transcript has a single exon. Lineage: Eukaryota; Parabasalia; Trichomonadida; Trichomonadidae. The coding region runs from base 1 to 2106 and encodes 701 amino acids.